Molecule: messenger RNA, 7412 nt
Organism: Lymnaea stagnalis (great pond snail)
Lineage: Eukaryota; Metazoa; Mollusca; Gastropoda; Lymnaeidae
Source: the annotation of a GenBank genome assembly
CUGCUACUCACCAACGCCACCCCACGCCGCUCACGCCGGUAAAAAAAAACAAACAACAAAAGUAGUGUGCAUUAUGUUGGAUAUAUAAGACCAGAUUGAGCUAGAUGCAGCUACAAACGAUUCAUUAGCGGCAGAGAUACGUGGUCGAGGAUUUUUAGACUUCUUCCCAGUAUAUGUUUGUCAACUGGAUAAGUACUGGACAAUUACCAUGGCUGCUAGAUUGAUUGUAACAGUUUUACUUGUAUUGCCAGUUGUUGCUAACCAAGGCGAGUAUUUACGAUACAUGUAGAUUGUUAGUAUCCUUUUCACUUGCGUUAAACAUUUUACUUGUCUUAGGGGACUAGGCACAUAUCAUCCAUCCACCCCUGUGACGCCACAGCCCAUACAGGACUUUUGGCCUGCCUCACCACUUCCUUCCACUCAGACCUGAUUAUUUUCUUUUACAUGCUUGGAUUCCCAGCUGCUGUAUUGCUUUAACCACACAUUUUAGGUCAACGAAAUAUGACCUUUUACCCGCCCCUUGCCCCUAAAACGUCACACAACUUUUCAUUGACCACCCUCCCUAAUAUUAUUUAUUAUUUCUAGCACCCCCACCCCAUAUAAACCCGAAUGAAGUCCAAAAACAAGCAAAUUUCAAGCAAAAUGCCAGGAAUAGUAUUUAUAAAAUGUGCUAAUUAUAAUAAUUUUUAACAGAACAUAUGAGCUUUUAAUAAUCAAUGCCGAUUUCUUAAAUUUGAAUAGCAGAAAUUUUUAUUUUUAAAAAGUUAUAUAGCAUUGCUCUCGACCCGCCCAACCCAUGUAACACAAUAUAACAAAAUAAUGAACCACCCACCCACCAACUACACGAUCUAUAAAAUGUACACGGACCCAUGGUGAGUGGCUCCGAGUUUUGGAUUAGUAUCUAACUUUUAUUUACUGGUUUUACCAAUCAAGGUAAGUCAACAACAGACAUGGUGGAGGCACCAACAGGUCAUCGAAGGGGUGGGGGUGCAGUGGCGUAGGAAGGAGUAGCGGAGGGGGCGUUGCGUCCCAGGCACAAUUUUCUCCUUAUGUUUAUGGGCGGUAUUUGCGGCCCUUUGCAGAGGGUUUUUUCGUGGAAAGGGAAGGGGGAGGGGGGUUUGGAAAAAGCUGACCCUCUGGAGGCACUAAAUGUAUCUAGGAAUUCUGGAGGGCGGUGGGAAAAAAGCCUUGCUCACCCCAGGAGGAGAUAAAUAUAUCUAGGACCUCUUGAGGGGUGGACAAAAAACAAAACAAUAAUCUACAAACGGAAAAUAAAUUUAAAAACAUUUUGAAGUUUGAAUAGGAAUGGUUCACGAAAUCCACAGUUACAAAUGUGAUGAAUCUUUCACUGAAUGCAGAGCUACAAAUGUGAUGAAUCGUUCACUGAAUGCAGAGCUACAAAGUGAUGAAUCGUUCACUGAAUGCAGAGCUACAAAUGUGAUGAAUCGUUCACUGAAUGCAGAGCUACAAAUGUGAUGAAUCGUUCACUGAAUGCAGAGCUACAAAUGUGAUGAAUCGUUCACUGAAUGCAGAGCUACAAAUGUGAUGAAUCGUUCACUGAAUGCAGAGCUACAAAUGUGAUGAAUCGUUCACUGAAUGCAGAGCUACAAAUGUGAUGAAUCGUUCACUGAAUGCAGAGCUACAAAUAUGAUGAAUCGUUCACUGAAUGCAGAGCUACAAAUGUGAUGAAUCGUUCACUGAAUGCAGAGCUACAAAUGUGAUGAAUCGUUCACUGAAUGCAGGGCUACAAAUGUGACCGUUCAUUCACCUAACUAUUCGUUACUUGGUCAUCGUAGCUUAGUCAUUGUAAUUUAAUCAACGUUACUUAGUCAUUGUAACGUAGUCAAUGAAACUUGGUCCUUGUAGCAUGGUCAUCGUCACUAAGUCAUCAUAACUUAGUCUUCUUAACUUAGUCAUCGUACCUCUGCAGACACGCGUAUUCUGUCCUUUCCCAAGACACACACUAAAACAUAUGGUGAACGAUCUUUCUCUUUCUGCGCCCCCAAACAAUGGAAUUUUUUGCCACUACACAUACGCAAUAUACCAACCACCCAGGCCUUCAAAACUGCACUAAAAACAUAUCUUUUUUAAAAUUAUACUACCCUGACUGAUUCCCCUCCUCUGACCGAUAAAUGAUCUUGCUGGCUGCCGUCCAUGGUUUGCCUUGUAAAAGUUAUGGGGUGGGGUGGGUGAAUAUACAUUGCUGUUCUUUAUUUCAUAAAUGUAUUUUAUUUUAAUGUCAUGAUUAUGUCUCUUUUGAUAAAAUUUUUAUGUACAGCGCGGUGAGCCCAGCCCUAGGCUGGGGUACCGGGCUAUAUAAGACCUCUUAUUAUUAUUAUUUAACGGGUCAGCAAACCAUGUAUCACAUCGAUAGUGCUUGUUUAAAAAUAAUGUUAUGUUUCGUUCCUAUUAACAGGUUUCGAUCUAAACAUGGACAGACCACCGCGCAGAGUGGGGAACUCGACCAUCUGCGCACAGCUCCACUGUUACGCGUCCAGCGGAAGCAGCAACAACAUCACGACCUUAAUAAAGAUGAACGUUUACAGGAUCCAAAACUCGAAUGAAAAAAUUCUCCUGGCCACAGUGCUGGCGCGGGAAUCGGAUAUUCAAGCUCACACCGGUAUCGAUACGACAGUGGUGGGUUCAAUGUCCGAGAGCUCGGGGGAACUCAAUCUAACGUUUUCCGGGAAAGAAGACUGCAACAGCGGCAACUUCUCCUGCGAGAUCCAGUUUAAAAAUUCGCUGGAAGUCGUCGACGUCUGGGAAAAAUUUACUUCACCUCCGGAAGUGAGUAGCCCAGACGUUGCCUUGACAGCGCGUCUUCUCCAGAAAGAUUUGUCGGACCUGGAGGUAAGAAUCGCCUCGUUUCUGUCGGAGAGACUGGCGGAGGUCGAGAGCACGAUACGAAGGGCCAACGCGUUGGAGAUCGCCAAGGUCAAGGAGAACCAGCACAAGCUUGAGUCGAUUCUGGCCAAUCUCUCAUCGUCCUUCUUCACGCUGACGCACAAACCCGAGGCGAAAGUGGAACCUGCGACCUUCUUAAAAAGGGUUGUAAGUUCAAUUGCAUCGAUAUAAAAUUGCAUUGGCUUAUUUGAACAUAUAUUAUCCAAUAUAUAUAAAGAUAGUCUAGAAGAAUAUGGAGAAGAAUUUUUUUUGUUUUAAUGUUCUCUAAUUUGCAUACACGAGAUUGAACUUAAAGUGUUCAAUCAAGUAAAGUGGUCAUCAAUAAAACACAUUAAUAGUAAUGAAAUGAAAAAUUUAAACCACAAUUAAAGGACAGUUACUAGUGCAAAUCAUGCACGGGCUGGGAGAGUAGAGUGAGGGACAUUGAGAUUGAUGCUGUUGGGGCGAUUUCUUUUUCCCACAGCCCGUUUGUGUGAAGGCGAUGAACAAGUCGUUGGACGCCCGGGCAAUAGCACCCGUAGAUAACAUUGAGGUCAUGUGUGACACCGAGACGGACUGCAGGGGCUGGAUUAUCAUACAGGUAAUUCGCUGUACCAGAAAUGGUGUGGUAUUUUACAAGCAGCUGUAGGACUUUUUAAUUUACAUAUAAGAUAAUACUGCAUGAUUCUGUAAUGCGGGUCAUAAUAUAGUCACUGUACUACUACAGAUGACUGAUAUUCUGUAAUACAUCAAUAAGAUUGUUGAAUCUUUACUUUACUGUCUGCUUCUGCAGCUCAGAGGCGUAGCUAAAGUGUUUGGCGCCCGGGGGACAAGAUUAAUUUUAUAGAGUCUCCCUUUCUUUUUUCAACUCUCAAACACAUUAUUUUCACCAAUAAAAUAACAUCAAAGCAAAUUUUGGCGCCCUAACUAGUCUGGCACCCAGGGACAUCUGUACAUCCUGCCCCCCUUAGCUAUGCCUCUGCAUCUGCUAAAGAAUGUGAUAAAAAUUAAGUGCAGCCUAUUUGUUUGUUCGUUUUACAGAGGCGUGUCAUGGGUGACGUCAGUUUCGACAGGCCGUGGGCCGAUUACAAGAAAGGCUUUGGGUCGUUUUAUGGCGACUUCUGGCUUGGGCUGGAGGCUAUAGCGACCUUGACCAAAAAGGUGUACUGUCUAAUGACCUCCUUUUACUUAGAGUUUAAUCAUCGUAGUCAAAAUUUUGUGAAAUCUUAUUGAAAAAUAAUGAAGUGGCCGUGAACAAUAUUUAUUUCUUAAAUAAUUAAGCCACAAUUCUCUGCCCCACAACCAGGUGGGAAAAAGGGGAGAGGGGGGUGGGUGAAGUAUGUAUUAUCUACCUUCUAUGACCCCAAACAUUCACACCGAAUGGAAGACUGGGGGGGUGAAAGGUUUCCGUGGUCGAACAAUUAAAAAAGUGGCUUUAAUUUAAAGAUAACGAGACUUAGAAAAACUUCUCUUAUUUGUUUCGUUCAUUUAAUUACAGUUAAAUAAAAAAAUUAAUAAUUAGCUGAUUUAAAUUCCCCGCCCCCCACUCUCUUAUUAUUAUCCUUUUUCCCGUCUAGGAAAAUUUCGAGCUGAGAAUCGACCUGCGCUUUAAGGGAAGCGAUUACUACGCCAAGUAUGGCAUCUUUAGGGUGAUGGACGAGACUUCGCUGUACAGGAUACGGGUGGGCGGAAACUUCAGCGGGAAUGCACCCAACGCCCUGAGACUCGGCGACAACGUUGCCUUCUCUACUUACGACCGAGAUUACGACACGAAUGGAAACAUUAACUGGGCUUUAUUCCACAGUGGCGGAUGGUGGUAUCACCACUCCACACAACUCUGUAACCUCAACGGAGUCUGGGAAACCGGUGACAGCAACAAGGAGAUUUUUUGGGAAAAUCUGAGGCAGAAUUUUUUCCUGACUUUUGUGGAGAUGAAAAUUAGGAUGACAAAUUAGUUGAACAGAGUUCUCGCUCAUGGGACGCUCGUCUUGACGGCAUGUGACAUUCGCCUCAUGUAGGCCUACAGACCAUGCAUGCAAAAUAUGCGGUUACCCACCUUUGAAAUGGACUUUAUUUUGGACUUUUAAGCACUCGUCACAAAUCUCAUACUCUGUUGUAUAUAAUUUUUAUAUAAUCUUCAAAUUCAGUGAAUGAUUAAUCAUAUGGCCCUUACAUAACCUUGGCCUUACAUCACAAUGAUCCUAAAUCACAUUGGCCCAACAUCACAUUAUAUUUAUCCUACAUCAAAUUGAUCCUACAUCACAUUGGCCCUACAUCACAUUACAUUUGUCCUACAUCACAUUGGCCCAACAUCACAUUGGACCUACAUCACAUUAUAUUUGUCCUACAUCAAAUUGACCCUACAUCACAUUGACCCUACAUCACAUUGGCCCAACAUCACUUUGGCCCUACAUCACAUUAUAUGUGUACUACAUCAAAUUGACCCUAUAUCACAUUGGCCCUACAUCACAUUACAUUUGUCCUACAUCAUAUUGGCCUUACAUCACAUUGACCCUUCAUCACAUUGGCCCUACAUCACAUUGGCGCUACAUCACAUUACAUUUGUCCUACAUCACAUUGGCCCUACAUCACAUUGGCCCUACCUCACAUUGGCCCUACAUCACAUUACAUUUGUCCUACAUCACAUUGGCCCUACAUCACAUUGGCCCUACAUCACAUUGGCUCUACAUCACUUUGGCCCUACAUCACAUUAUAUUUGUCCUACAUCACAUUGGUCCUACAUCACAUUGGCCCUACAUCACAUUGGCCCUACAUCACAUUACAUUUGUCCUACAUCACAUUGGCCUUACAUCACAUUGACCCUUCAUCACAUUGGCCCUACAUCACAUUGCCCUACAUCACAUUACAUUUGUCCUACAAUACAUUUGCACUACAACACAUUUGCCCUACAUCACAUUAACAUUACAAUCCUACAUCACGUUGGUCCUACAUCACUUUGGCCCUACAUCACAUUGGCCCUACAUCACAUUACAUUUGUCCUACAUCACAUUGGCCUUACUUCACAUUGACCCUUCAUCACAUUGGCCCUACAUCACAUUGCCCUACAUCACAUUACAUUUGUCCUACAUUACAUUGGCCCUACAUCACAUUGGCCCUACAUCACAUUACAUUUGUCCUACAUCACAUUGACCCAUACAUCACAUUGGCCCUACAUCACAUUACAUUUGUCCUACAUCACAUUCGCACUACAUCACAUUGGCCCUACAUCACAUUGGCCUUACAUCACAUUACAUUUGUCCUACAUCACAUUGGCCCUGCAUCACUUUGGCCCUACAUCACAUUACAUUUGUCCUACAUCACAUUGGCCCUACAUCACAUUGGCUCUACAUCACAUUGACCCUACAUCACAUUUGCUCUACAUCACUUUGGCCCUACAUCACAUUAUAUUUGUCCUACAUCACAUUGGCCCUACAUCACAUUACAUUUAUCCUACAUGACGUUGGCCCUACAUCACAUUUGUCUUACAUCACAUUGGCCCUACAUCACAUUACAUUUGUCCUACAUCACAUUGGCCCUACAUCACAUUGACCCUACAUCACUUUGGUCCUACAUCACAUUAUAUUUGUCCUACAUCACAUUGGUCCUACAUCACAUUGGCCCUACAUCACAUUACAUUUAUCCUACAUCACAUUGGCCUUACAUCACAUUUGUCCUACAUGACGUUGGCCCUACAUCACAUAGGCCCUACAUCACAUUGGCCCUACAUCACAUUACAUUUGUCCUACAUCACAUUGGCCCUACAUCACAUUGACCCUACAUCACAUUGGCCCUACAUCACAUUGGCCCUACAUCACAUUACAUUUGUCCUACAUGACGUUGGCCCUAUAUCACAUUGGCCCUACAUCACAUUACAUUUGUCCUACAUCACAUUACAUUUGUCCUACAACACAUUACAUUUGUCCUACAUCACAUUGGUCUUACAUCACAUUGACCCUACAUCACAUUGGCCCUACAUCACAUUGACCCUUCAUCACAUUGGCACUACAUCACAUUUGCCCUAAAUCACCUUGGCCGUAUAUCACCUUGGCCGUACAUCACCUUGACCCUACAUCACCUUAGCCCUACAUCACCUUGUCCCUACAUCUCCUUGGCCCUACAUUAUAUUGGUCCUACAUCACACUGGCCCAACAUUCCCUUGGCCCUACAUCACCCUCAAUUUAUCUUAUCAAUUAUUCCGAUUAACAUCUUGCUUACAUCUAUUCUCUUGCAGCGAGCCUAACAGUUAAUUAUGACAAUGAUUUGUUUCUCUCUCUUACGUAUUUCUAUUUUAACAGUGUUGGUUCAGUCUUGCAGUGGGUUUUUGCAGUGAUUAUUUAUAAUAUAACGCACAGUAACGCCCAAUUUUGCCGCAAUUUAGUUAUGUUAUCCAACAAUUAAAUAGAAUAAUUUUAGUUCCAGCACAUUUUUUAAAAAUGUAUAGCACUGAUGUUUUGUAUAGCCUUUUGUUAAGAAAAUAUGCAUGCCCAAAACAAAGGAAGUGAUGUCUCACAGAUGUGAGUAGUGGGUCU